Molecule: messenger RNA, 1593 nt
Organism: Acaulospora morrowiae
Lineage: Eukaryota; Fungi; Glomeromycota; Glomeromycetes; Diversisporales; Acaulosporaceae
Source: the annotation of a GenBank genome assembly
AUGUCAAAAUCAUAUUCAGGCGCGGAGGUCGUCGCAAAAGCGUUGAAAGAACAAGGAGUUGACGUGGUUUUUGGAAUAGUUGGUAUUCCUGUUGUUGAGGUUGCUGAGGCAAUAAUUGCUGAAGGAAUAAAAUUUAUUGGUUUCAGAAAUGAACAGUCGUUGAGUUAUGCAGCAGGAGCCUAUGGAUUUCUUACUGGCCGACCUGGCGUCUGCUUGGUUGUAUCGGGUCCAGGAGUAGUACAUGCGAUGGCGGGUAUAGUAAAUGCUCAAGCCAACUGUUGGCCAUUACUGUUAAUUGGCGGAUCUUCAGAUACAUAUCAAAAAGGAAUGGGUGCAUUUCAAGAGUUAGACCAAGUGGCCUUUUGUCAGCCGCAUACAAAAUAUUCUGCAAGACCAUCUUCUAUUUCCCAGAUUCCAAAUGCGAUAGAUAAGGCAAUUAAAACUUCUAUAUAUGGUCGACCCGGUCCUGUUUACGUUGAUCUUCCAGCAAACUUUAUUCAAGGGAAAUUGCCUCAAGAAUCAUUAAAUAUUCCAAAGCGUGCAGCAGACUUCCCUAAAUCUCUUGCUGACACAACAAGUGUGAAAGAAGCAGCUGAAUUGAUACAAAAUGCUAAAAGCCCAUUGGUGAUUAUCGGAAAAGGUGCAUCAUAUGCACGAGCCGAAAAAGAAAUUCGUGAAUUUAUUGAAAGAACUGGUAUUCCUUUCCUUCCAACUCCAAUGGGCAAAGGAGUGGUUUCAGAUACUCACCCGCUAUGUGUUUCGGCAGCGCGAUCUAAAGCUAUAGCUGACGCAGAUGUUGUGCUGCUUUUGGGUGCAAGGCUUAACUGGAUAUUGCAUUUUGGACUUCCACCAAAAUUCAAUGACGAUGUAAAGUUCAUUCAAGUUGACAUAUAUCCAGAAGAGCAUUUUAAUAAUUCGCAAAUACGUAUAGCUUUAUUGGGUCAUUUGCCUCUCAUUGUUUCCCAACUGCUUUCUUGUUUUUCGUCAUCUUUCAAAUAUCCUUUGACCUCAAAUUACCUUCAAUCUUUGAAGCAAAAAAUAGAGGCGAAUAGAUUACCUUCAAAAGAUGUAGUUUUUGUCAGUGAGGGAGCAAAUACUAUGGAUAUUGCAAGAUCGAUUUUUGACGUACACGAACCACGAUGUACCUUGGCAACUAUGGGAGUGGGACUUGGAUUUGCUAUUGCCGCCAAAGUGUAUUAUCCAAAUAAGCGUGUUGUCGGCAUUGUAGGUGAUUCUGCAUUUGGAUUUAGUGCCAUGGAAAUUGAAACGGCAGUACGAGCAAACUUGCCGCUAACUAUUAUUAUAAUUAAUAAUAAUGGUAUAUAUCAUGGUCUUGACUCAAAAGAUUAUAACAAUACGCUAUUGAACAAUUUGCCUUCGACGGCAUUGUUACCUGACGUUAGAUACGACUUAAUUGCUGAUGCUACAGGAGGCAAGGGUUAUUUCGUAAGAACGCCCAAGGAAUUAGGCGAUGCUCUUGAUGAUGCAUUAAGAGAAGAAAAUAAGUGUGUAGUUAUCAAUGUUAUGAUACAACCAGGAGGCAGAAAGAAGUUGGAAUUUGCUUGGAUGGAAACAACUAAGCCUAAAUUAUAA